Messenger RNA from Cylas formicarius (sweet potato weevil), 1986 nucleotides. Its product is annotated as supervillin-like. Gene Ontology annotation, molecular function: actin filament binding; phosphatidylinositol-4,5-bisphosphate binding. Gene Ontology annotation, biological process: actin filament severing; barbed-end actin filament capping; actin polymerization or depolymerization. Gene Ontology annotation, cellular component: actin cytoskeleton; cytoplasm. The transcript has 3 exons. The record is from RefSeq and is a predicted model, not a curated record. Lineage: Eukaryota; Metazoa; Arthropoda; Insecta; Coleoptera; Brentidae. Bases 822 to 1976 code for a protein of 384 amino acids.
AAAAAUUUGUGAAUAAACGAUCUAAAUUUAGAACUGCAAUGUUUCCGUCGUUAGUUCUAAUUCGGUAAAUGGAAAUUUUUGAAUGAAAAGGGUCCGAAGAUAGAUCGGUUGGUAUGGCGUUAAUCCACGGCUUGCCGGAGGUCGUAUCUUCUAUUCCAAAAGUGUUGUGAAAUACCAUCGGUCGGUAUCCACAUAUUCACACUGACUAAAAAAUAAGUAAGGCAUAAAACCUAUGUCAUUGCAAUUACCGAUGGUUAAAUGGCGCGGUGAAGGACUACGACCUCAAUCUAAAGGCCCGGCACUAGUUUCUAUUGUUCUCUAAUAGAAACUUGACCGAAAUUUGCUUCCCUUGCAAAAUUUAGGUCAAAACAAGAGCAUCAAACAGCAUACUUACCUUAUUUUGCCAUACAAAUUAAGGCAUAAGUUUUUUCGGGUUGGCAGGGUGACGAUAUCAUUAUCACUGAACAGUCAAAUAUUACCAAAAGUAUUAAUUAUAUAUUAAUUUAUAUAUAUUAAUAAAUUAUAGAUAAGUAUAUAAUAAAUUAUGGGUGCAAAAUAGAAAAUAAAGAAUGUCAAGAAAAAACCAAAGGCCGCCUAAUAACUCUGAAUUGAUAUCUUAUACCUUAAUUAUAUAUAAAAUUAUUCCUUAUUGAAAUGUGCUAUAUUAUAAAAAUAAAUUACUAAAAAUUGCCAUCUACUUAUAUACCUGUACAAAAACAUUUGCUAACAUGGAUCAGUUACCACAAUUUUUUAUAACGUUACAACCUACCAAGAGAAGAUAAGAUAAAAAGUAAAUCAGAUAUCUUAGUUUGCCAUUAAACAUGGACGAAAUUUUGGGAAAUUUAGUACAACCUCAUUACAAAGAACCUUUCUUUUUCAUAAAUUUUAUAAAAUUUAACAGAAAUUUCGUCCAGCUAGCGGACUCAACAGUACAUUUACAGAAAAAAAGUUCCCGGUGUUGGAAAAUUGUGAAUGGAAGUCUAGAAAACAGGGAUCCGCUUACAGAUAACAUAUUUUUCGAUGCCGAAGCCUAUGUACUACAAGUUUUCUUUGAUGUAAAGCUUGAGGAAACCGUUGCAGAGAAAUGGUUGUUAUAUUAUUGGAGAGGGCAAAAUGCUGCAAAAGGUUUUACUCCUCUUCCGCCGAAUGUGGCUGAUGACCAUCCCAUGGAUCGAAUCUGUCAAUGGAGCGAACCAGCAGCAUUUUUCCAAAGUUUUUCAAAACCACUUAUAGUAUUUGCAGGAGAAGAAAAAACAUUUGACACAGGAGGCUGUCACUUAUUAAUUAUAAGGGGUGAACUUAUUAAAGAAAUGCAUCUUAAUGAAGUAUGCUGUGAUAAGAAAAGUUUAAGAAGUAAAGCUUCUUUCUUACUUAUUUCUCCACACGAUAAAGUCUUUAUUUAUUGGCAUGGGCUUCAGACAUCAGAGCAUAAGAGAAGGAUGAUAAUUGAUUCAAAACUUCAUGAAUUAUUGAAAUCUUGCUAUGUGGCUUGGUCCAAUUUCACACAAAUGGAAGUUGAGGAAGGCAGUGAAAAUGAGGUAUUUUCAUCUACACUUACGGGGAAUGUUUCAGAUUAUUACCACCUUCAAACAAAUGUUACUUUUACCCCAAGAUUGUUCUAUUUAAACUCUACAUUAGGGUAUUUUAGUGUAACUGAAAUUGAAAAUCCGCUUCGCACACCAGACAAACUUGCUUCGUUUCCAUUUUUACAAUCGCAUCUUUACUCUGCAGACCAACCAGCUUUUUUUAUUCUUGACAAUGGACAGACUGUAUGGUUAUGGCAAGGUCCACGAACAGAUUUGACUGAGCCAGAUAUCUUUGAAAAGGAUUUUAACAAUGCCAAGACGUUCCUACAUAAGUACGCAAUGAAAAGGGAGGAAAUUCUUGGACAUAGUGUUAUAGUACAUUUUGUUAAUGCCUACCAAGAACCCUUGGAAUUCAAAAAUUUGUUUCCUACUUGGGCAGAUAUUAAAUGAUUGAGGAAGG